This is a messenger RNA of Penicillium taxi, 249 nucleotides long. RefSeq lists its product as uncharacterized. The transcript is spliced from 2 exons. The record is from RefSeq and is a predicted model, not a curated record. Gene Ontology annotation, biological process: response to oxidative stress. NCBI's taxonomy places the organism in Eukaryota, Fungi, Ascomycota, Eurotiomycetes, Eurotiales, Aspergillaceae. The coding region runs from base 1 to 249 and encodes 82 amino acids.
AUGUACUCCCUGAACAUGCCUGUAUCAGUCAUCCGUACCAAGAUCCGCCAGGAGUUUGAGAAGCACCGCUACGUUAGCCAGCUUCCCGUUGUGGAUGUCCUGCUCUUUCAGAGUCACGCCGAGUUCCAGGAAACCCUCAACUACUGGAAGCAGCACUCUCACGUCAUGAAGUACUUCCGGCCAGAAGAAGACCCCGGUGCGCGGCUACCACCCAACUUCGUUUCGGGCUUCUUGGAAGGCCGUAACUGA